This is a messenger RNA of Mollisia scopiformis, 2427 nucleotides long. Its product is annotated as RCC1/BLIP-II protein. Gene Ontology annotation, molecular function: guanyl-nucleotide exchange factor activity. The transcript has 3 exons. Gene Ontology annotation, cellular component: cytoplasm. NCBI's taxonomy places the organism in Eukaryota, Fungi, Ascomycota, Leotiomycetes, Helotiales, Mollisiaceae. Bases 174 to 2240 code for a protein of 688 amino acids. The record is from RefSeq and is a predicted model, not a curated record.
CCAGAACUUCUUCCUCUCAUCAACAACUUUUGUUGCAUUCGAAUUCCACUUCUUCUUCGAACUUAAUUUCGACACCCAUUCUUGAUCACUUCUUCCUUGAUCACCAAUACAAUCAAACCCUUUAAUACAUACUUGCAUUACAUCUCCUGAUUCUGCGCGCCGGGAUCUCGAAGAUGCCACCCAAGAAAGUUACGAAGGCUGCAAAGCCAGCUGCGCCAAAGACCAAAGCUCCUGCUAAGGUCGCUGCCGCCGCACCAAAGAAAUCUGCUUCUGUCGCGUCCAGGGCGAAGGCAAAGGUUCCGGAAGCAAAGCCUGUUGCCGGUUCUAAGAGAAAGGCCGUUGACGAGGAAGUCGAGGCACCGAAGCGCGCAUCGAAGAGAGCGAAGCCUGCCGAGAAGAUCGAAGCUCCCGAGCCAAAGAAAGCUGCUGCUACGAAAGUCACAAAGCCUGCUGCUAAGAAGCCAGCCGCGAAGAAGCCUGCUGCGAAGGAGCCUGCUCCGAAGAAAAUCACUCCUAUUCCAGUUCCUACGAAAGCUGCACCUAAGAAGGCUUCGCCAAAGAAAGCAGCUCCUGCCGCAAAACCAGCUGCCAAGGCUCCGGCCAAGAAGGCAACUCCACCAGCAGAAGCUGCUCCCCCAAAGACCAACGGUGUGAAGCGAAAAGCUGAUGCUUCAGUUGAUGUACCACCUGCAGCAAAGAAUGCCAAGGCCGGUAACACAACUACAUUGAACGGUGAGACAAAAGAGAAGACGGCCAAGGCCAGGGCAGCCGCUGAAGCCAAGGCAAAGAAAGAUGCUGAGAAAGCCAAGAAGGCUGCUGAGACCAAAGCAAAGAAGGCUGCUGCUCGACCAAAGAAGGUCGUUGCACCAAAGCCCCCCCGGCCAGUCCGAGUCCUACCCACUAUCAACACCCCACCUACAACGAAGCUCGACAUCUACGUCUUCGGCGAGGGUUCGGCAGGAGAGCUUGGUCUGGGUAUAGGAAAGGACCCUAGCGGAAAGAGUGUCGUUGAUGUCAAGCGUCCUCGACUUAAUCAUAACUUGUUGGCGGAUAAAGUUGGUGUUGUACAAAUCGCUGUUGGUGGCAUGCACUGUGUUGCUCUCACGGCAGAUAACAAGAUCCUCACAUGGGGUGUGAACGAUCAGGGUGCUUUGGGCCGGCCUACUGAUGCUGGACCCAUGAAGGAUAUGGCUGCCUCUGAUGAAGACAGUGAUGAUGAGGGAGAUGCUGCCGACGAUCUAAACGCGUCUGAGGCUACUCCAGCAGAGGUUGAUACAGCCAACUUCGCCGAGGGUACGAAGUUUGCUUCAGUCUAUGCUAGUGACAAUGCUUCAUUUGCUAUUACUACGACUGGUCUUGUUUAUGGUUGGGGAACAUUUAGAGGUAACGAGGGUGUCCUUGGAUUCCGCUUCGACGAGCCGAAGGGCGAAAAUCAAGCAAACUCUCCCAUCCUCAUCUCUGAGUUGAAGGAUAUUGUAGAAAUGGCUUGUGGCACCAACCACGUUCUCGCUCUGACGAACAAGGGCAAGGUGUUCACCUGGGGAGCUGGUGAGCAAAAUCAGCUCGCCCGUCGCGUUAUGGCUAGGUCCUUGAAGAAUGGUCUCGUUCCGCGCGAGUUCGGUCUAGGCCGCAAGAAGAUUGUGAAGAUUGGGGCUGGAGAUUACCACAGCUUCGUCAUUGACGAUAAGGGCAUCAAGUAUGGUUGGGGAUUGAAUACAUUUGGCCAGACGGGCGUUGGAAAGAAAUCCGACACGGAUGAUAUCGUUAUGCAACCUACCCCGGUUGACGUUUUGAAGGGGUACGAGAUUAAGCAGAUCUUUGGCGGCGCUCAUCACACCAUUGCUUGCACGAAGGACAACAAGGUUAUUAUCUGGGGCCGAUGUGAUGGACACCAAAUGGGUGUGGAGACGGAGGAUAUCCCUAAGAAUAUUGCAUUCAUGGACGCUGAUGGCAAGCCUCGCUUCGUUGAGAAGCCGCUAGAGCUGGAGAUGCAGGGUGCUUGCGUUGCUACUGCGGGAGACACCUGUGUGGUUAUCGACACCGACGGUGUAGCUUGGUCUUGGGGAUUCAGUGAGGCCUACCAAACCGGACAGGGUCAAGGUGAUGAUGUCGAGGAGGCUACAGAGAUUGACAACACGGCCGUACGAGGAAAGAAGUUGGUAUUUGCUGGAUUGGGAGGACAAUUUGGUCUCGUUGCCGGCGAGCCAUCCGUUGAGAACGGUGCAGAGAAUGGAGCAUAGACGAUUUAUGGUUCUGGAAAAGUAAUUGUAGGGUACAUCGGCAUAGCGGAGCAUGAGACGGCGUUGUGCGUGCAUCAAAAGCACGAUUUGAGUGCAUUUUCGGUUUCUUCGAAACUUGUAUGAGUAGAUACAAAUUGCAUUGUCGUUUCUGCGAGUAGUCAACCAUUUCAAGUAUUGGUGACUCAGG